Molecule: messenger RNA, 6399 nt
Organism: Globicephala melas (long-finned pilot whale)
Lineage: Eukaryota; Metazoa; Chordata; Mammalia; Artiodactyla; Delphinidae
Gene: DAZAP1
Product: DAZ associated protein 1
Biological process (GO): central nervous system development; regulation of translation
Cellular component (GO): cytoplasm
Molecular function (GO): mRNA binding
Source: RefSeq, a predicted model, not a curated record
CCCGUGCUCGUGCUUUUCCUCGGGGACCUCGAACAGGAACCUGUGGGGUCCAGGGAGCCCCCAGCCCGUGCACGAACUUGGCGGGUCAGCGCACGUGGCGGCCCGGUCGGUGGGGGGGGGGUUCCAGUUCUGCCGCCGCCCAGCUUAUCCCACUCGGGACUCAGCGAGUGCCCACUCCACCAUCUACCCUCCUCCCAAGUGUAGUUUCGCAAACCGAAGGCCCGAGGGCCAAGGUCAUGGGGGGCCGUCCCCGGUCUGCAAGCAGCGCACCCCGCAGUGUCCACCAUCUCAGCGCCUCCGCGCCACCUGAUGGGGUGUCUGCAACUGUUGUUUUUAUGUUGCUGGAGCCCCUUCCUGCUCAGCCCCCACCUAACCCCCAUGGGCGGGUUUAAGAUAAAGAGAAAGAGAAACUUGGGAGGUGGACAGACAGGCUUGCUCCUGAGGUCUUUCUCCUUGGUGCAACUGUUAGUGAGAGAAGGUUUGUUAUAGCUAAGUUUCCCUUUUAAUUAUAAUCUUGCCUAAUGCUAAACGAGCUGGAGAGGAGAGUGAUCCCACAGGAGCCAGGAAAUCCCAUUCUGCCCUAGUCUAGGGGUUUGGUCUAGUUUUCUUUGCAGAGACUGGUUUCUACAGCAUCAGCGUAAUUUUACAGUUAAAUUCUUUUUGCGGAGAUGGCAAAACAGCCUGGGCUGGGUUUCCGAGGCCUUGUGUACAUUUCUCCGUGCACUUAGCUUUGAACAGAUGUGGUGUUUACAAAACGCUUGAUUUGGUGAGUAAGUCAUUGUUGGCUGGUGGGUGGCUGGCCUCACUGAGCCCCUGCCAGGUUCCAGCAGCACGUUACACCAUAGGACAUAAAGUGUGUUUUGUGGGCUCCCCCCUCCAGAACCCCACAGCAUUUAGAGGACCAGAAAGAAGGCGUGUAGCUCCUAGCCUGCUUUGUUUAGGAAAGAUGUACAGGCACUGGAAGUCUGAGCUGUGUGUCGGGUAAGUGAAAAGUUGCAGCGCUUCCGCUGGGAAACUAGGAUGUGGGCAGCAAGAAAGUUGCGGCGAAAGGGGCAGGACCUGAGGGAGCGGCAGCAGGUCUUCCACAGCCACAUGGGCCUCUUUUCCUGACAGCCAAGCCUUCUGCGGCCAAGAGGCUGACUUCUUUAGGCCUGGGCUGCCUUUUCUCUCGCCUGGGAAGGCAGGGAGCCUCCAGAUCCAAGAGGCUGCCCCUCGGUGUGCCCUCGAGGAGACGGCCAGACAGGGGUCCCUGGCGGUUCACCCCUACAGCUUGUACCAACCCCUGGGAGAUGGUGGAGCAAGGAUCCAAGGCUGGGUCUGAAGGGUCCCACCCUUGGCACCGCAGACCCACCCCAGACCCAUAGGCAGCUUGGGGAGGCCGCAGAGCAAGUAGCAGAACCAGGAUCAGGAUCAGGGACCUGCCUGGCCGCGUUCCCCUCGCCACCCUGGUGAAUGCACCCAGGUUACCUGAGUUCUAAAGUUGUAGAUGUCAGGUGUCCCAGAAACUUUAUUGCUUUGCCCCAAAGCAUUGGUCAGUUUCUGUUUGCUGUGGGAGGCUUGUUUCCGAUUGCUGUUGGAAGUCCGGGUCCACCUUGACUUCCUUAUCUGUGUGGCUGUUCUAGUUCAGUGCUCGUGACCUCAUCCGGCUCCCUGGUGAUGGGCCCUCUUGGAGUUUCCCGUGGGGGGGGGACCACCGUUGCCCACUUGGGGUGGUCACCGUGUGGGAGCGUGCGUCAUGCUCAGACCAUGUGGUAGUUAUGUUAUGGGAAUGUGACAGUCUCACUGAUCGCUGACGACACCCACCCUCCCCUCAGACCUCCUUCGCUUUGGUGUCUGGUCAGCCCCUCCCGAGCGGCUCCCAGGCCAGAGGGGCGGCUCCACUGUCGAGGGUACCUGCGUCCUCAGGAAGUGGGUGGAUGCCUGGGGUGCCGCCCCAUCGGGGAUCUGCACUUUUGAGUUUGAGCCUUUGAAGGCAAAGCUUCCCUGCGUCUGGACUGUACAGGGGCUGGUGAGGCCACUGCUUUUAGUUCAUGUUUUCGUCAUCUUGGCUGUCACAGUGGCCCGAGCAGAGCCGGGGCGGGUCUUGAGGGCAGAGGUCCAAUAGGAGCAGCAGGUGUCACGUGUGGCCUCGUGGAGCCAGGUGCCACGGGCGAGCAGAUGUCCUCCCUCCUGGGCCGCCCAGCGGGACAGGUGCUCACCUUGCUGAGGGCCGGGGAGCGGUCAGGGUUGUGUCCCGGUCUCCUCCGUGGCCUUGGAGAGUCAGCUUAAGAGGGGUCCCCGGACUGAGGUUCUGGGGGCUGAUGUGUCAUGGAGCCGGAGAGGAGUUUGAGGGGGGUUUUAUCUGGCAGAUGUGGUUCUGCUGGCGUUCCCCCGGGCUGGUGAGACAGGGACCCUUGGAUGUGACUGAAGGCAAGGGAGGGUCCCAGGGCGAGGAGGGACCUGGGGGAGGGGAGGGAAAGCAGCACUGGGUCUCUGGAGAGAGGUGUGGGCAUGGCUGCUCAGGACAGAAACGCGGGAGGUGGGUGAUGGGGGGGCACAUGAGGGCUCAGGUGACUUAGCACUGGAGGGGUCCUGGGGUGGAGCCUGUGGGUCCCUCAUGGGCGUGGCUCUUUCUGGAACGGUUACUUGUGGAGGCUUUGAACGCAGAGAGCCUUCCGUUGAGCUCUGGCUGGCCCCGUGGGUGUAGACCGGGAGCAUGCAGGGCCGAGCUUCCUGAGGCCUGUGGGCGUGAGCACCCUUUGGGGGGGCCGCUGUGUGGUGGGGCAAGAGGUGUCCUGCCCUGUAGGGGUGGGGGUGGAGGGCCUUUUCUCUGGGGCUUCUCUCUUGCAUUUUGGAGCUGUCUUGGGCUCUGCAGGGUGUGGAACAGCAUCCCUGGCCCCCACCCCCUCGAUGCCAGAAGCCACAGAUGUCCCCAGACGUGGUCCAGUGUCCCCUGGGGGCAGGAUUGUCCAGGUGAGACCCCUGUUUGGGAGCAUUUGCUCUUUGAGGCCUGGUUCCCAGUGUGUCCAUGCCACUCGCUUCCGUGGGUUAGGACGUGUGUCCCAGGGCUGUUGGACGCCUGUACAGUUGGCUGUGAUGCUGGGGGCUGCUCCGCUUGACUCCCUUCUGGUUCUGGCCGUUGCAGUGGGCCCAGCACCUGGACUUGGUGGCGUGCUGCCCUCUGUGCGGGGCCCCUCCUCAGAACCCCUGCCCUGGGUUGCGCUGGACCUCUGUAGCUUCAGCUCUGACUCCUCCCUUGGCAGGGCACACCGAGGCUUAGAAGGGUCAGGGGACUCGGUCAAGGUCACUCCCAGGGUGGCCAGGCUAGAAUUGGGGGCACCCCUGCAGGGGAGCGCGGCUGUGUUUCGGCGGAGGUCGCUGUCUGGGGGGCUCCGGCCAGCGGGGGUUGGUGGGCUGUGGUGUCUUUUGGGAGCUGGCGCGCCUCCCACGUGCUCAGCGAAGGUCAACCCAGGCUUUCCAUGUGUUGUGCGGCCCCAUAGUUUGUGAGAGGUGAUCUCACCGGCCGGUGGAGGGAAGCCCAGCCUGCGGAGUGAGAUCCCUGCCCCGACCACUGUCUUUGGGGUGUCCAGUCUGUCACAGCAGAAGGGCUGGAAGUGGGGUGGCUCCCUGGCUGCAGAAAGGCGUGAACACAGGCUGUCGAGGAGAGGGCCGCCUGCCGGACCGUGUGAGGGGUCCUGGCCUUGGCCCCCUGUCCUCCUGGGCGCGGCAUGUGGUGCCUGCCGUGGGCAGCCUGGGCCGGGGAAGCCACCGGAGCCUGACUUUCUGGUGUACAUACCACACAGUUGCCCUAAAGUACCCAGAGCAAGGACAGGGGAGUCAUCCAGAGCAGGUUUCCAUUCAGCAGCCGGAAGAGGGUGAGUGUUUCCCAGACCCCAGCACCUGGUCACUUGUGCCAAACCCCUUCCUGGAGGAAGGCAGCGAUCCCAUCCCGGCAGUUGGGGUGCAUACCCCGGCAGCCAGCGCUGACUGCAGACCUCUUCUCGGGUCUCCAGGGAUGGAAGGGUGUGACAGAGCCAGGAGGUCCCCUGGGGGCAGGGUGGGGUCUGUGGGAGGGCCCCCCAGUUUCCAGCUUCAGCUGAGUGAUGACUCUGGCACCCUUCAUAGCAGGGAAGGGCUGGAGAGAGGCUGCCACGCAGGGUCAGCUGACCCUUCAUCUGCUGAGUUGUGUGUAAACGCCCAGAAAGGCCUGAGGUCAUCUGGUGCCAAGCAAGUCUGUCUGGGCCACCCCACGACGGCAGCAGGGUGGGCAGAGCCCGGCGCCCUGUGCAGGUGUGUUGGCUGUGAUACCGGCGAUGGCGCCAAGUCUGCCUAGAGCCCCCGAGUCCCUGCCACCGCGAGUCAGCGAGGUCUCCCUGGGCCUUCCGGAACUUCCAUCUGCAGACAGGGAGCAGGAGGAAAGGAAAUAUAUAAAGCACCCAGCACAGCGCUGGCAUGGGGUCUCCGGUCACAAAGAGCUCUCUCCUGUGCCAGCUGUGCUCCUGGCAUCUUCUCAGGGGAAGCUCUUCGUGGGCGGUCUUGACUGGAGCACCACCCAAGAGACACUGCGCAGCUACUUUUCCCAGUAUGGAGAGGUUGUGGACUGCGUGAUCAUGAAAGACAAGACAACCAACCAGUCUCGAGGCUUUGGGUUCGUCAAAUUCAAAGACCCAAACUGCGUGGGCACAGUGCUGGCCAGCAGACCACACACCCUCGAUGGCCGAAACAUCGACCCAAAGCCCUGUACGCCUCGGGGGAUGCAGCCGGAGAGGACGCGGCCGAAGGAAGGCUGGAAAGGACCCAGGAGUGAUAACAGUAAAUCAAAUAAGAUAUUUGUCGGUGGAAUUCCUCACAAUUGUGGUGAGACAGAGCUCAGGGAAUACUUCAAGAAAUUUGGAGUGGUCACGGAAGUGGUCAUGAUCUACGACGCGGAAAAGCAGAGGCCUCGAGGUUUUGGAUUUAUUACUUUCGAGGACGAACAAUCAGUGGACCAGGCUGUCAACAUGCAUUUUCACGACAUCAUGGGCAAAAAAGUGGAAGUUAAACGGGCCGAGCCACGGGACAGCAAAAGCCAAGCGCCAGGCCAGCCGGGGGCCAGCCAGUGGGGCAGCCGGGUCGUGCCCAGUGCCGCCAACGGCUGGGCAGGUCAGCCCCCGCCCACGUGGCAGCAGGGGUAUGGCCCGCAAGGGAUGUGGGUGCCAGCAGGACAGGCGAUUGGUGGCUACGGACCGCCCCCCGCAGGAAGAGGAGCCCCUCCGCCGCCUCCGCCCUUCACCUCUUACAUCGUGUCUACCCCUCCUGGAGGGUUCCCCCCUCCCCAGGGCUUCCCCCAGGGCUACGGCGCGCCCCCGCAGUUCAGUUUUGGCUACGGGCCUCCACCUCCCCCACCGGAUCAGUUCGCCCCCCCAGGGGUUCCCCCACCACCGGCCACUCCGGGGGCUGCACCUCUGGCCUUCCCGCCGCCUCCGUCUCAGGCCGCUCCGGACAUGAGCAAACCGCCGUCGGCGCAGCCCGACUUCCCGUACAGUCAGUACGGUUACGGACAGGACUUGGCGGGCUUCGGACAGGGCUUCUCAGACCCCAGCCAGCAGCCCCCCUCCUACGGGGGCCCCUCGGUGCCCGGCUCGGGGGGUCCCCCCGCCGGCGGAAGUGGCUUUGGACGCGGUCAGAACCACAACGUACAAGGAUUCCACCCCUACCGACGCUAGCCGCAGCACCUUGAGGAUGUCGGGCGGCUGAGGCCAGGAUUCAAACUUGUGAACUCGUGACAAUCACAAACUUGGGGAAAAUACCAACUGGAGCGUGGGGGGCUUCUGGCGGUGGCUGUGGGCAUCUGGACCGAAGUUUUUAAACGUAUUAUUUCUCUAACCCAUCAGCUCAAUAAAAAAGUCACUGGUUCAACAACAGGGUUAAAAAAAUUCUUCAGCUUUAAUUCAAAACUUCAGGUUUCUUUUUCUUCCUUUUUUUUGCAAUUAUUUUCCUGAGCCUUUAUUUUACCGUAUAUUGUAAACUUUUAUGUUAAAGAAAAAAAUAUACAUUUACAAAUUGUGAGAUUUUUAAGAGAAAUUUUCUACAAUGUAUACUCGCUUAUUUUUUAAUUUAAAACAGGGUUUCUGUCGGCACUGGUGGAGGUGAGGGGCGUUUUUAGUCCCUCACUCCUGGCUUUGAGGGUUGGGACUCGUUGGUCCAGAAACUCUGGGAGCUUAAAGAAGAAAUCUACUGAGUGUGUUUUGUUUUUUGUUUAUUCUUUGCUUUUGUCGACUGGCGUGCCUGGCCAUGUCUGCAGGUGCGCCGUGGGGCCGCGCUCGCCUGCGUCCGCUCUGGCGUCAAGGACCAGGAGGAGGCCGGGCCAGCCCAUCUCCCGCGCUUGGGGCUUUAGGGCGUCCCCGCUGACCGGUUUGAAUAAAGAAAGUGCGUUUGGAU